Messenger RNA from Trachemys scripta elegans, 3039 nucleotides. RefSeq names its product sialic acid-binding Ig-like lectin 5. Bases 1 to 2064 code for a protein of 687 amino acids. The record is from RefSeq and is a predicted model, not a curated record. Lineage: Eukaryota; Metazoa; Chordata; Testudines; Emydidae. The transcript has 11 exons.
AUGGCGCUCUGGCGGGGGCAGCAUGCGGAGACCCCCUGCCCGCCCCGGCGCCUGGGGCCGGACAUGCCGGUCCCUGUCGAGAGCCGCGCGGAGCCGGGUCUGUCCCAGCCGGACGCCCCAGCCAUGGGCAGAGCCCUGCUGCCACAGCAGGAUGCCGGGGAAGGAGAGCUCCCGGCUCAGGGCCCGCCCGGGAGAGCAGGGGGUCCUGCCCUCCCUGCAGCCAAAUUGAGGGUCCUGAUCUUUGCCCUGCUCUGGAGGGGGUAUCUGUCCCAGCAGCCCGGAUUUACCCUGACAAUGCCGCAGUCGGUGUCUGUGCAGGAGGGUCUCUGUGUUCUCAUCCCCUGCACCUUCACGUUCCCAGCCUCGCUGGACACCUACAAUUCCCGGGCCCGUCUCUACAGAUACUGGUACAAGGAUCCAGCCAUUGUGGACUCUGAGCCACCCGUGGCCAGCACUGACUCCAGCCGGAGGGUGUCGCAGGAGACCCAGGGCCGGUUCCGGCUGGCGGGGGAUCUGCUAAGUGGCGACUGCUCCCUGCAAAUCAGCAAUGCCCAGCAGAUGGAUGCGGGGAGAUAUUUCUUUAGAUUUGAGAAAGGAACAUUGAAAUACAAUUACCGCUCCAAUUCCGAUGGCACUGACGCAAUGCUCACAAUCUCCGUGACAGGGCUGACGGAGGAGCCAGAGAUCCAGAUCUCACCGGCGCGGGGGCUGCCAGCGACGCUGCUGGCUGGGGAGCCGGUGUCUGUGACCUGCACGGCCCCUGGGCGCUGCUCUGGGCCCCCUCCCCGAGUCACCUGGACGGGGCCGUUCAGCGACACAGCCCGGGACGUCUCAGCCCCGCUGGCGAAUGGCACCUGGGCCCACAGCUCUGUGCUCAGCUUCACGCCCAGCCCGGGGGACCACGGCAAAGAGCUCAUCUGCAGCACUAGCUACAGGCCACCAUGGGGACCUUCCACCCGCAGAACCAUCCAGCUCCAUGUUGUCUGCCAUGGAGGCAACGUCCGCGCUGCAAUCGGAGACCCGCAGCCCGAGCCCCACCCGCCCGGGCCCCCCAACAUCACCUGGAACCUGACCAGGAACGGACGCCCCGGACUGGCCCCAUUGGGAGCUGAGGGUGACAUUGUGUCUCUGGAGACCCACGAGGGCGACUCCCUGAACCUGAGCUGUGAGGCUGGGAGCAGACCUGAGGCCACCCUGAGCUGGGCCAGGACGAACAGGUCCCUGAUCCCUGGCCAGGGAAGGGACCGGCACUUGGAGCUGCCGAAUCUCAGCAGAGGGGACGCUGGGGAGUAUCGGUGCUGGGCAAAGAAUUCCUAUGGAUCAGCCAGCCGGGCCCUGCGUGUGCACGUGCAGAACAGCCCCCGGCCGGGGACCAGGCUGAACUCGUCCUGCCAGCACCAGGGGCCCAGCGUCAACUGCAGCUGCUCCCUGCGCUCCCACCCCCCACUCCGGCUCCAGUGGCAGGUGGAUGGGGAGCCCCUGGCUGGGAACGGCUCAUGGGGAGCCCUGCAGGUCAGCUCGUGGGCCCAGGGGGACGAGGCCGUCAGCACCCUGAGCUGGACGGGGAGCGGGGACAGGGGCCCCAAGAUCUUCUGCCUUGGCUCCAACCCCCACGGGACCUACGCCGCCCUGCACUUUGAACUCAGCCCCCCACAGAGAGGUGCGGAGGAGCCUGGCAAGCUGCUGGGCGUCGGGGUGGCCUGUGGGAUGGGGGUCGCCGUUGUCUUCUUUCUUCUCAGGCUCUGUGUGAUCAAGCUGUGGGGCCAGGAUCUGGUGCCCCCCAGCUCUGAGGCCGGGGAAAUGGCUAACGGGAGCCAGGACGAGCACACAGCUGACGAUACCAGCCUAAUCUACAUUAAUGUCAACACCAUCCCCAUAGAGACUCCAGCCACCCACCGGACCAAAGGCGCCCAGGACGGGGCUGCCACAGCCCAGGCCCCGCUAGACCCCGGGGAGCCAGACGAGCUGCAGUACGCUUCCAUCAACUUCUCCAAGCUGCAGUGCAAAGUGGGGGAGCCUUCGGAGGACCCGGACACAGAAUAUUCUGAGGUCCGGCUGAAAUAGCCCCCUCGCGCCACGGGCCCAGGCUGGGUGUCUCCGGCUCGUCCAGUGUGAGGGCGGGGGUCACAGUGAGGAGGGAAGGAGGCAAGGGGUCAGCCCAGGGCUGGAGCCAUGACAUUGGAAACCUGGGUGCAAAUCCCUGCUUGGCCCCGGACUCAGGGCGGAGUCAACUAGGCCUUGGAGAUGCUGGAGCACUGCAUUGUGGGGAGGUAUCCCAGAGUCCUUUGCAGCCGGGUCCCAAAGCCUGCCCCCUCCCAAACCCCACUGUCCCUGGGGGAAAGAGCCUCUCACCCCUCAGCCAUAGAUCAUCUCUCUUCUACCUUGCCUGAGCCCUCACCCCCUCGUUUCACAGAUGGACAGGAUUUUCAAGCGCGGGGGCAGCAGUUGGCAGGAGCAGGGGGAUGGGCUUGUGUCUAAGGUGCUGGCCUGGUACUCGGGCUUCCUGGCUUCUAGUCCCUGCUCCACUGAAACUACUGUAGGUGAGGUUGGGCCAGUUGCUGCAACUGUCUGGCCUCAGUUUCCUCACCUUGAAAAUUGGGAUAAUAAUGGUGCCAUGGGCUAGUUAUGUUAUAAAUUCUUAGGGGUAGGGACUGUCUCUCGCUGUGUGUCUGCCCAGACACACAACGGGCCCUGGUCUCUGUCUAGGUCAAUCAGUGCUACGUGAUUAUAACUUCUUAAUAACAAUGUUCUAUUGAAGGUAACAUGUUCACUCCAAAGCCAAAAGCAUCCGACUGUAAAAUUCCCUGUUUACAAACUGUUACUUGAAAUAGAUUUUCAUGUGUCAUUUUUUGUCACUGCUACUUUUUUAACAAAGGGACAAUAACAACUAUGACUUAUUUGUGUCCAGUAAAGAAUCAGUUUUCACGUCUGCCGUUCCCCGGGAAGGCCCGGAUUGCAGCUGGUUUCUGGGCAGGGCCGGGCAUAACAUGGCCCCGAUCCCAGCUAGGGCAGGGCCUGUCCCCUCACUGUGCCUGGGCA